AUGCCGUCUACACCUCACGGGUACAUACGGCAAGAGUCUGACAUUGAGGAUCCCUCUGACAGCGACGAUGAAAGUGAUGUCUAUGAUGACGGCCCUAGUGGGGACUUUGUGGAUCCCUCAAUGGUGCAGAAGGACGGCUUUUGUCAACGGCUGUGUAGAUGCUUGUGUCCUCGGAGGAAAGUGAAGGAGACGGGCUUCCGACUGGUCCGCACUGACGACCGACGAACUAAUAGACCCAUCGUUGUUGAUGAAGAUGGGGAAAUGAAGUUCCUACGGAAAGUAUCUAAUGUUGUUGCAAGCACGAAGUACACUGUGAUGUCGUUUGUGCCUAUGGUGUUCGCUCAGCAGUUCAAGUUCUUCUUUAACUUUUUCUUCCUGGUUCUAGCGGUAACGCAAUCAUUACCGCCGCUACGGGUUGGGCCGUUAUUUACUUAUAUCGGACCUCUUGUAUUCGUCUUGUUGUGUACUAUGUUGAAGGAAGCGAGUGAUGAUAUCAAACGGUGGCGUCGUGAUAAGGCAGUGAAUAGCAAGAAGUAUACGAGGGUCAAUACGGCUGUCGGAGAUCUAGAGAAAGUCGCCAGCGCUGAUAUUAAGGUUGGAGAUGUUCUCCAGGUCCUCACCAAUGAGCGGGUCCCAGCUGAUAUGAUAUUAUUACGGACGGAAUUUGGGGAGCAGGAGGGAAAGAACGGCCAGACGUACAUACGAACAGAUCAACUCGAUGGAGAGAAGGAUUGGAAGCCUAGGAAGGCGCCCUCGUUGACCCAGGAUCUCGAGGGAUGGAGAGAUCUCUGUGGCGAUGUCCAGAUAUGCGCUAAGGUGGAGGCGCCUCAGAUGAGCAUCUACAAAUUCCUUGGUCGACUAUCUCUUCGUAAACUUGGUGAUAAUGAUGUCCAAAGUGAAGCCUUGGGCCUUGAAAACACCCUGUGGGCGAAUACUGUGGUCACACACGGGCCAGUGUACGGUCUAGUAGUGUAUACUGGAGUGGACAGUCGUACUGUUAUGAGCUAUGAUGACAACGCAUCUGAUGAUAAGACGUGUUUACUCGACAAGCAAGUCGACUUCUGUGCUAAGGUACCUUUGGAGGGUGUUGGUGUCCAUCGUACUGGUGUCGUUCGAUGA
Molecule: messenger RNA, 1119 nt
Organism: Perkinsus marinus ATCC 50983
Lineage: Eukaryota; Perkinsozoa; Perkinsida; Perkinsidae
Product: cation-transporting ATPase, putative
Exons: 8
Coding region: 1-1119 (372 amino acids)
Biological process (GO): retrograde vesicle-mediated transport, Golgi to endoplasmic reticulum; phospholipid translocation; endocytosis
Cellular component (GO): plasma membrane; trans-Golgi network; endosome
Molecular function (GO): ATPase-coupled intramembrane lipid carrier activity
Source: RefSeq, a predicted model, not a curated record